Messenger RNA from Cokeromyces recurvatus, 2304 nucleotides. RefSeq lists its product as uncharacterized. The transcript is spliced from 3 exons. Bases 346 to 2268 code for a protein of 640 amino acids. The record is from RefSeq and is a predicted model, not a curated record. Lineage: Eukaryota; Fungi; Mucoromycota; Mucoromycetes; Mucorales; Mucoraceae.
UUUCUUUUUUUUUUCUUUUUUUUUAUACAUAAUACCUUGUUAUAGAUACUAGUACAUAUGAGUAACGUUAACAAGAAUGAAAUGCUAAACAGUGUAAUGGUGAAUACACCAGUAGAAACAAACUUUACAAGAAACUAUGUUGCUAUUGAUCCUAAUAAACAAUCAACCAAUUUGAAAACCCCAAUUUUAAAGAAACCCCCAACUCAUAGUAGUGAGGCACCUAUUAUAAAAGAUGUAGGGACUUGGACACCUUCAAGGAAAAAAUCAAUCAGUUGUCAAAAAACAAGCAAUAGUAAUAAUAAGUUUUAUACUUCCCCAGUAACUCAGCUAAGUCAUGAUGAGAAAAUGUUGUCAGCAACAACAAACAAGCAUGUAUUGCCGUCCUUUGAACCUGUCAACAAAGUGACAGAACUCAAUUCUUACGAUAACAAUAUCACGGAUAUAGAUGAUCCGAUUGAAUUACCAUGGCAACAAUAUGCUUCUCAUCUUGAUUUACAUUCUAUUACGAAUAACUUGGUAUUAUGCACAUCAAUGAGUGAUAAGAAUGAUUAUCAAGCUAUGUUACACGAGUUAGAUCUGUCUCAUGCUACCAUUAUGGCAUCCAAAUUCAAGACUCUAAAUUUUAUGGAAGCAAAUGAAUUAGUUGAAAAAUGUAAUAAGAUGCAAAUAGAUCUAAACACUUUAUAUGAACAUCUUCGACUCCAAAUAGAUAUACAAAGAGCUGCAGCAAUAUCAUUUACAAUAACAGAUAAUAAUAAUACGAGAAUGUCCAAAGACUUUGCAUAUAGUUUAUUUCAGUCAACACAAAAGACAGCAUCUUUAAUAGAUGAAUUCUAUUUUACAAGUCAACGAUUACGAUAUCAAGAAGCGAGUCAUUUAGAACAUACCGCUGGCGUCUUGGCUAAAUAUCUUUAUCAACAACAGCCUUUUAAUACAACAACAACAAUAGAAUACAACAAGCACCUAAAAUCAAUACUCUUUAAACUUGAAAAUAUCUCUCAAGACCUGUUGGAGAAUAAUAUACCGAUUAUUAAAAAAUUACCAUCUACCUCAUCACUUUCAACUGCAACUACCCAUAGUGCUUCAUCAUCUGAUCUAUCCUAUCAAAGUGGGGCAUCUACCCUGGUAUCCAUGUCGAUUGAAGAAAAGAUAAAUCAGGUGAUAGACAGAUUAAGUCAACAGUACCAAAAACAGAAAGAAGAAUUGAUUCGAUUUCAUGAGCUUCAACAAUCGAAUCAUCAUGAGUCUGAAGACAGUCAGGCUUCGAAAAGAUAUCAAGCAACAAUCGAACAACAGGAGGCUAAAAUAAAGGAACUCAAGAACCAAUUGAGGUGUGAGACAGGGCAUCGACAGUCCUUGCAAGAUCAAGUUAGUUCCCUGGAACAUGAUUUAAAAGCAAAGGAUGAUGAACUGGAGAAAUUAAAAGGAAAACUAAAUGAACCGUUACUAGAGGAUGCACUGGCAAAGCAAAAGGAAGAAUAUGAGCAACGAAUUGCACUAUCACAAAAUGAAAUAAACACGGCCAAUAAGGAAUUGAAAGAUGAAUUAAAUGAAAUGAAAACACUCUGGGCUUCUGUUGAACGCAUUGUUUUAGUAGGCCAAGACGAUCAUAAUAGAACAGUAAAGAGUGUGCUAGAAGAUUGGCAGAGAAAGCAAUUAGAGGAUGCAAAGAGAAUUCAAACUCUUGAAGAAAAACUAAAAUUAUUAGAAACAAAGAAAGGAAAAGAAGAAGAAGAGGUGAUGACUACUAAAAAUAGUGAUAAUGCAGAACUAUUAUUAAGAAAAGAAUUGGAAGAUGUAAAGAAAGCAUUCAAGGAAGCGCAAGAAUCAUAUACAACACGAGAAGCAGCUAUGAUACUUCAAUCAGCAAGUGUAGAAGCAGAAUUGGAGCGUAUCUUAAAGGAAUAUGAUCGUUUGACACGAAAUAUUACAGACUUUAAUCUUGAACGCAAAGUAUUUGAAGAUGAAAUCAUGAAACUACAGCAAGAAAAGGAGAAAAUAAAAAAGGAAUUAUAUGAUGCUCAAGUGUGUCAAUUGAGUAAUAAUAGUGAUAAUAAUAAUAAUGGCAAUUUACGAAAGGAAUUUAGAGAUUUGGUAGCUAAUAUUAAAGAAAAACAUGAAGAAGAGAUAAAGAAUGAAAUAGAGCGUCGUAGGCGAUUAGAACAAGAAUUAAGGGACGUCAAAGCAGAUGAAGAAAUGAAACGAUGGGAAAGGGUAAAUACAUCAGUGCAAACUGACUUUAAUGCAUACCAAGACAUGUUUCCAUAAAAUUAUGUAUAUGUAUAUAGAGUGUGUGUGUGUGUG